This is a messenger RNA of Brugia pahangi, 411 nucleotides long. Lineage: Eukaryota; Metazoa; Nematoda; Chromadorea; Rhabditida; Onchocercidae. The record is from the annotation of a GenBank genome assembly.
AUGGAGGAGAGAGGUGCGCGUGUAUCUGUGCUACCGCGAAUGAUUGAGGUGGUGCGGGACAGGAAGAGCGGAAUACAUUGUUGUUGUUUAGAGGGUUGUUUACGGGUGAGUCUCAGUUAUUGGGUAGGAAAGGGUAAGCAAAGUAACACAUACAGCACAAGGCUGCUAUUAUUGGCAUAUAAGCGGGCAAGGAAGGAGGAGGAAGGUGUUCGGUCGUUUCAGUGUGCCCUCUGUACCAGUUCGGGUCAAGCGCCGGUCGUCGAACCCCUUCCUACGCUGUCGGUAGACACACACUUUUAUUUCCUCUUCUCACAUCUCAGACAUAUAAUUCCUCCUCUUAUUCCUUCUUCACCUCCUAUUAUUAGAAAGAAGUUAAAAGAGACUGACCAGACAGGGUCAUUUGAAGCUUAG